AUGCGACUCACUCCCUCCCUCUCUGUGCCUCCAUCAUGUGUUCCUCUUGAGAGAACGGGAUCUGGGGUUCUUCCCUUCCCGCCCAAACCCAGACCCUGUGCCUUCCCCUGUCUGUGCCUGUCCAGCCUUGCCGUGCCAAAAAAGCUUUUCCCCAUUCGCGGCGUCUUUUUCUGGGGGUGGAUCCGCCAACUGGUAAAAUCGUUGUGUCAACGCCUCCCCAUUCGCCAAACGAGAUUGGAACUCCAGGACGCCUCAACCGAGUCGUUCAACAUUCCACAAGUGUUGUACUUCAUCUCACUCACCACCACCAUCGUUUACUCUGUAUAA
This is a messenger RNA of Podospora pseudopauciseta, 327 nucleotides long. RefSeq lists its product as uncharacterized. Bases 1 to 327 code for a protein of 108 amino acids. Lineage: Eukaryota; Fungi; Ascomycota; Sordariomycetes; Sordariales; Podosporaceae. The record is from RefSeq and is a predicted model, not a curated record. The transcript has 3 exons.